AUGUCAAUUUUAGGAAAAUUUGCAGCAAGUCCAAAAAAAAGGAGUAACAAGUAUUCCACAAUAUAGGUGAGUUGCCAAAAGACUAUGCUGAUUAAAUACUUAAGAAUGACAUUACAUUAAUGAUGAGUAAAUAUACCGACAGUAUUGCAUUAAAUAAUCUCAUUUAAUUAUACAUGGUAUUUAAUUGAUAUUAUUAAUAAGAAAGGAGUUGAAUAUUAUGAAGCACAAAAAGAUUAAUAAAGUGAAUAUUUUAAAAGUAAAUUAAAUUGGUUAAUGAGUCAUCCAUCAAUUAUCUCACCAAAAAAAAAAGAAGAACAAACACUACCAAAAUAAUCAAUAAAAAAGUUAGAUUUUAAAGUACAUUCAAUUAUUGAUACUUAAUAACAUUAUGAUAACAAUAUUCAAUAAUUUGAAAUUCCAUAAGAAAAGUAAGAAGUCUAAAAAAAUAACUUAAUAACUAUAUAAACAAAUGAAGUUAAAUAGAUGAUUGAUAACUUAAAGAAAGAAACAACUAAAAUAAAUGAAGUAAUAAGUCAAUUACACUAGAUAAUAUAAAAUGAUCUAAAUUCUCAAAAAAAUAAAAUUGCUGAUAGAAUACAUAAAAGAAGUAAAAGCUUUGUAAAUAAAAACAAAUUUGAAUAAGAAGAAUGCAUUGAAUGA
Messenger RNA from Paramecium pentaurelia, 660 nucleotides. NCBI's taxonomy places the organism in Eukaryota, Ciliophora, Oligohymenophorea, Peniculida, Parameciidae. The record is from the annotation of a GenBank genome assembly.